Misgurnus anguillicaudatus (oriental weatherfish) is the source of this 4097-nucleotide messenger RNA. It is a transcript of the gene arl4ca, whose product is annotated as ADP-ribosylation factor-like 4Ca. The record is from RefSeq and is a predicted model, not a curated record. Lineage: Eukaryota; Metazoa; Chordata; Actinopteri; Cypriniformes; Cobitidae. Gene Ontology annotation, molecular function: GTPase activity; GTP binding.
GUGGGUGGAGUUCACGCACAUUUGUAUUCCUCAUGCACACGCACGGCCAGCAGCGGCAGAGCGUCAAUGCGCUGCUGUUCUGACGCGGCGCUGCGCGGGGAAACCUCCAUCAGAUAUCAGCGUCGUGUUUUCAUCGCCACGGACGAAACCCCUGCGCUUCCGACUCGGAUUUACACGGAUCUGAUCUGAGUAUUUGUGGAUGCAGCGCACGGGUCUGAUAAACGGAGGUCUGCGGCACAACCCAUCCCGUGAGUACGCGAGGAAAACCCAACGCCCUUCUUAACCCGACCGCGCGUACCUGUCUCGGUUAAUGCGCAAUGGAGAUGGAGGAUGCGUUUACGGGUUUACGCGUUGAAUGAGGAUAUGCAAAGCAAGCUAAGGUGUCACGUUAAACGUCUUGCAUGAUUUAUGGAUCUUUUUCUUUACAUCUCAACGCUUGACUACAAAUAAAACAGCAGCUUGGAACCCUAAAAUGCUUGGAGAGCCUUUGCAUUUCCAUAUAGGCAAUGCUGCUAUGUGAUUAAUCGUUUGCUGGUGUAUUUUUGUCAUAAAAUGGGGAACAGCUUCUCCAACAUCGCCGCAUUCCAGUCCUUGCACAUUGUCAUGCUCGGGUUGGACUCGGCUGGUAAAACCACAGUACUGUACCGCUUAAAGUUCAAUGAAUUCGUCAACACUGUUCCCACAAUUGGCUUCAACACCGAGAAGAUCAAGCUCAGCAACGGGACAGCCAAGGGAAUCAGCUGUCAUUUUUGGGACGUGGGGGGUCAGGAGAAGUUAAGACCCCUGUGGAAGUCCUACAGCCGGUGCACGGAUGGUAUCAUAUAUGUGGUGGACUCUGUAGAUGUGGACAGGCUGGAGGAGGCCAAGACUGAACUUCAUAAGGUCACGAAAUUCGCAGAGAACCAAGGAACGCCUCUGCUGGUCAUCGCCAACAAGCAGGACCUUCCCAAAUCCCUGACGGUCAACGAGAUCGAGAAGCAUCUGGCUCUCCAUGAACUAAGCCCGUCCACGACUUAUCACGUCCAGCCGGCCUGUGCCAUCAUAGGUGAAGGUCUGAACGAGGGCAUGGACAAACUGUACGAGAUGAUCGUGAAACGAAGAAAAUCCCUUAAACAGAAGAAGAAACGAUAGACAGUGGUGGACUUGAAUUGUGAAAGAUAUGAAAGACUUGGUGUGCAAGAUUGGGUGACACUUUAUGAUAACUACGUUAAUAAUAACAAAUAAUUCAUAUUAUAUAACAAAUGCGUUCAUUUAAAGUUAUUUUUUAGAAAUUCUGUUUGUGAAACCCAAGGUUCGAACCCAUCGAGCUCACAUACUGAUAAAAAUGUAUACCUUGUAAUGCACUGUAAUCUGCCGAAUGCAUAAAUAUAAAUCCAUUAAUGAAUUAUUAGUGAAAGUUCUUAUAAAGUGUCACCCAAUAUUAAAAAACUGAAGUGCUAAAUAAUAUUAUUAUGUAUAAAAUGAACCAAAAAAAAGAGAAACGAACCUAUAACUAGUCAAUAAUUUAAAAUGCAUCAAAAUAAAAGAGAAAAUGGGCCGGACCCAUAUUGCUGCUUGAUAUUAACAUAAAUAUCUCUUUGAGUUUAAUCGCUAGCUUGUGAUAUCCGAAGAAACGCGAAGAUUACUUUUUUUUACAAAAUCGUUCCUUAAAAAACUGAAUGGCGUUGACGAUUACACCCCAUGUGCACCUGUACGUAACUUUAAACAUGUUUGUUUUGAUUGCGAUUAUUUCUUACGAGAAUUCGUACAUAUUUUACGCGUUGGCUAAUUCGUAUAAAUUCAUACGAAGUUAAUCGUGCAAGUACGAUUCUCCUAAAAAAAAAAAAACUAAUCCAAACCCUUAACCCCAACGCCAUAGGGGUCAAGGAUAAUCGUACAAAAACUUACGAAUGUGGGCGUAUGAAUUAAUACGAAUUAGCAAACUCGUAAAAUAUGUACGAACACGUAUAUAUGUACAAACAAUGUUUGUUUUGAUUGCGAUUGUUUGUCAAUUCAUUUUUCUCUUUAUGAGCAAUGACAGCCUCAUCUCACAAGAAUUCUUAUAUAUUUUACGAGUUGGCUAAUUCGUAUAAAUUCAUAUGAAGUUAAUCUGGCAAAAACGUACGAUUCGCAUAAAAAAAGAACUAAACCAAACCCUUAACCCCAACGGCACAGGGGUCAAGGAUAAUCGUACUAAAACGUACGAAUGUGGUCGUAUGAAUUAAUACAAAUUAGCCAACUCGUAAAAUUCGUACAUAUUUUACAAGUUGGCUAAUUCGUAUAAAUUCAUACGAAGUUAAUCUGGCAAAAACGUACGAUUCUCAUAAAAAAAGAACUAAACGAAACCCUUAACCCCAACGCCAUAGGGGUCAAGGAUAAUCGUACAAAAACUUACGAAUGUGGGCGUAUGAAUUAAUACGAAUUAGCAAACUCGUAAAAUAUGUACGAAUACGUAUAUGUACAAACAAUGUUUGUUUUGAUUGCGAUUGUUUGUCAAUUCAUCUUACUCUUUCUGAGCAAUGACAGCCUGAUCUCACAAGAAUUCGUAUAUAUUUUACGAGUUGGCUAAUUCGUAUAAAUUCAUACGAAGUUAAUCUGGCAAAAACGUACGAUUCGCAUAAAAAAAGAACUAAACCAAACCCUUAACCCCAACGCCACAGGGGUCAAGGAUAAUCGUACUAAAACGUACGAAUGUGGUCGUAUGAAUUAAUACAAUUUAGCCAACUCGUAAAAUUCGUACAUAUUUUACAAGUUGGCUAAUUCGUAUAAAUUCAUACGAAGUUAAUCUGGCAAAAACGUACGAUUCUCAUAAAAAAAGAACUAAACCAAACCCUUAACCCCAACGCCAUAGGGGUCAAGGAUAAUCGUACAAAAACUUACGAAUGUGGGCGUAUGAAUUAAUACGAAUUAGCAAACUCGUAAAAUAUGUACGAAUACGUAUAUGUACAAACAAUGUUUGUUUUGAUUGCGAUUGUUUGUCAAUUCAUCUUACUCUUUCUGAGCAAUGACAGCCUGAUCUCACAAGAAUUUGUACAUAUUUUACGAGUCUGCUAAUUCGUAUAAAUUCCCACGAAGUUAAUCGUGCAAAAACGUACGAUUCUCAUAAAAAAAACAACGAAACCAAACCCUUAACCCCAACGUCACAGGUGUCAAGGCAAAUCGUACAAAAACGUACAGAUGUGGGCGUAUGAAUUUAUACGAAUUAGCAAACUCGUAAAAUAUGUACGAAUACGUAUAUGUACAAACAAUGUUUGUUUUGAUUGCGAUUGUUUCUCAAUUCAUCUUACUCUUUCUGAGCAAUGAGAGCCUGAUCUCACAAGAAUUCGUACAUAUUUUACGAGUUGGCUAAUUCGUAUAAAUUCAUAUGAAGUUCAUCGUGCAAAAACGUAUGAUUCUCAUAAAAAAACAACAACAACGAAACCAAACACUUAAACGCAACGUCACAGGUGUCAAGGCAAAUCGUACAAAAACUUACAGAUGUGGGCGUAUGAAUUUAUACGAAUUAGCCAACUCGUAAAAUAUGUACGAAUACGUAUAUGUACAAACAAUGUUUGUUUUGAUUGCGAUUGUUUGUCAAUUCAUUUAACUCUUUCUGAGCAACAACAGCCUGAUCUCACAAGAAUUCGUACAUAUUUUACGAGUUGGCUAAUUCGUAUAAAUUCAUACAAAGUUAAUCGUGCAAAAACGUAUGAUUCUCAUAAAAAAACAACAACAACGAAACCAAACACUUAACCGCAACGCCAAAGGGGUCAAGGCAAAUCGUACAAAAACGUACAGAUGUGGGCGUAUGAAUUUAUACGAAUUAGCCAACUCGUAAAACAUGUACAAAUUUUUGUGAGAUAGCAUUGGCACUAAACCAUGCAUACAGUUCCUGCCGCACCAGGGCGGUGUCUACAAUAUUUGUCUUUUUGUUUCUUUUUCUUCCUGUCUUUCUUUUUUUUUAAGUUGGUCGAAUUGGCCGACGCAGGCCUUCGACGUGGAUACCUUUGUUUUGCUAAAAAGCUACUUUUAACAGUCAGACGGCUGUGUAUUAUAAAACCAUGUAGUGAAAUGAAGACUGUUUAUGCACAUGAUGCCAAAAAUACUCAAAAUAAAUUAUAACUGAAAUAUUACCGUAA